AUGCGCCACAGCCUCACCCAGCUGCUGGCGGCCUCCUCCGGCGGAGCGAGCCCCUCGGGCGCCGUCUGGCCGCUAGCCGGCGCGGGGCAGGCCCCGAGAGGGCGGGAUGGCGGCGGGGAAGGGGAUCCGGGCCCCGCGCGGCCCAAACAACAGCAGCCGCCGCGGCGGGAGGCGGGCGCCUUGGAGCCGCGGCGGCAGGAGAAGGAACCGGAGGCGCCCGGUGGCCCGCUGGAGGUGUGGGAGCAAGAGGACUGGUUCCCGGGGCUGGAGCUGGGAGACCUGCUGGAGGCGGCCCGGCCGGACUGGGACCUGGACGCGGAGCUGAGCGGCUGCUUCUAUGGGGAACCGGAGCCGCUGCCCCCGCCGGGCCAGGGCCAGAGGCCGGCGGCGCCCGGGCGGAGGAACGGCGGGGCUGGGAGCCGGCUGAAGGCGGCGGCGGCGGCGCGGCUGAACCGGCUGAAGAAGAAGCAGUACGUGCUGGGGCUGGAGAGCCGCCUCCAGGGCCUGGCUGCUGAGAACCGGCAGCUGCGGGACCGCAACCGCGGCCUCAGCCGCCGCCUGCGAGAGCUGGAGCGGGAGAGCAGCUACCUGCGGGCCGUGCUGGCGAACCAGAGCGCUCUAGGGCAGCUCCUGAGCCGCUUAGCCGGGAUCCGCGCCGGCGGGCUGCAGCUCAGCACCAGCCUCUUCAGGGACACGGGCAGCCCCCGCCGCCAUCACCACCACCUCCAGCCUGCCGGCGAGAGCAGCGACCACGACUACGCCCUGCCCAGCUCCCGGCCUCCCAGCCUGGAGGAGGCGGCGGUGGUGACGGAGACGGAGGAGGAGUGGGCGGCCCCCGGCGGGAUCUGCCUCCACGUGGACCGGGAUCAGGUGUCGGUGGAGUUCUGCUCCAUCUGUGCUCGGCGAGCAGCGGCCUCCUUCAAAAUUUUCUCUUUUAGGUGCUUGCCCUGCCAGGCUCCGUUGUGUAGGGGUUAAAGAACAGUCGUUUUCCACCUCGCAACCUGUGGAUUCAGCUGUGUUGGGGCAGAAGAGACGGGACCAGCUGCUGGCCACAUUUCCUGCUUUAUUUUAAAAGGGGUCAGGGACGUAGUUCUGGUCUCUGUUGUGAACCUGCACAUCGCUCUAGUCAUGAAACUACCUGUGAGCUGUGUCUGAGAGUAGCUGAUUUUCUGACAUGCAAAAUGAUGUAUACCGGUACAAGAACAAGGUCAAGUCCCAAGAAAGUAAGUGGCUGCAGGCAUUUCUAGUGCCUACUGAAUCAUAUUUAAACCAAAUAGUGGGGAGGAAGUUCUUUGAAACUCUAACCGACUGUACUAUCUGUAUGGUGUAUUAUUAAUGUAGCUUUUUGAAGUGGAAGCCUUGAAAUGACAUAACUUAAUACUUGAAAAUAUAUUGUAAAUGUUUCUUUGUAAUUAUGUGCCAUCCAGAUAAGAAUACAAUAUCAUAAUAAAAUCAGACUUGUUGAUCUUUCAA
Messenger RNA from Gymnogyps californianus (California condor), 1473 nucleotides. It is a transcript of the gene CREBZF, whose product is annotated as CREB/ATF bZIP transcription factor. Lineage: Eukaryota; Metazoa; Chordata; Aves; Accipitriformes; Cathartidae. The transcript has 4 exons. Bases 1 to 975 code for a protein of 324 amino acids. The record is from RefSeq and is a predicted model, not a curated record.